CUUAGUGAAUACUCUGCUGGACUUUAUGGUCAUUCUGAGCCUAUCCUCGUCGAGGCUAUCAAAGCGACCUUGCAAGAGAACGACUCGAACCCGGGUGCGAAUACCAAGCACGAGAUCAAAUAUGCCUCACUGAUCUGCGAGCGAUUUUCUCUCGAUACUUUGCGCUUCACGAAUUUAGGCACGGAAGCAAAUCUCCAGGUUUUGAUGGCGGCACGGCACUUUACAGGCAGAAACAAAGUGGUUGUCUUUACUGGUGGCUACCAUGGUAGUGUACUGGGAUUCUCCACCAAGCCGAUUGCCAAUACGAUUGAUCAGCAGAAUUUCGUUGUAGUCGAGUAUAACAACAUUCCUGCUACACAAACUGCAAUCGAGCGGACGCCAGAUGUCGGCGCUGUUUUGGUCGAGGGUAUGCAAGGUGCCUCUGGUAAUAUUGUUGGGACGAACGAAUUCCUCUUCGCUGUUCAGGUAUCCUCUUGCAAGGUUGGUGCAGUGUUCAUCUUCGACGAAAUUUUGACGUCCCGCUUGGUCGCAGGCGGGUUGCAGGAAGUGGUGGGUCCCAGACCAGAUCUGACUACCCUGAGAAACUAUCGUGAUGGCUCGCUGGCGUUCGAAGCCUUUGGUGGUCGACGAGACAUCAUGGCCGUGGGCUGA
Messenger RNA from Aureobasidium namibiae CBS 147.97, 651 nucleotides. Its product is annotated as PLP-dependent transferase. The record is from RefSeq and is a predicted model, not a curated record. The transcript has 2 exons. The annotation marks the transcript as partial. NCBI's taxonomy places the organism in Eukaryota, Fungi, Ascomycota, Dothideomycetes, Dothideales, Saccotheciaceae. Gene Ontology annotation, molecular function: transaminase activity; pyridoxal phosphate binding.